UCAUCAAUCAAUACUUGUACUUACCUUCCUCAGUUGGAAACUAGAUUUUUCAAUUCCCUCCUCUACUUAAACGCAUGCUCCUCCUCGACCCCCCUCACUACCACAACUCCCUCAUUCACAUACUCAAAGACUCAGAGACAACUAACUUUAAAAAGUCUUUUGAGUUUUUGAGCUCUUAUCUUUCCACUAAUCCAAUCCAAACCAUACCAUACCAAACCCAACUUUAAGCUUCAAUUUCCCUUCAUUUAUCACAACUCCAAAAUAAUGGGGGUUCUUGAAAUCCCAAGGAAAGAGAUAACACCGGUUGCGGCUGGAAAAGGCCGAACGAGUCUCUUUUCUUUCACCAAAACUCCAUCUUCUUCACUCUCUUCCUCUUCCCUUUCGCUCCCUCAUACUAUACCUCCCUCACCCCUCCACAAGUUCUCCGAAUCUAUGAUGGAGGAAAACAUCGACAAUGCAGAAUUACUCAUCACCAAAUGGGAUCCCAACUCUUCUGCACACACUAAAUACGAGUUCCUUUUCCAAGAAAACCGAAAAGAAGCCAAGAACUUCAUCAAGUGCGUCAAGGAUUUGCGCCAAGCCAUGCAUUUCUUGGUGUCAGAGAACUCAGUCUCUGACAAACUUGUGUUGGCUCAGAACUUGAUGCAAAUUGCCAUGAAAAUACUUGAAAGAGAGUUUUACCACAUUUUGUCAUCAAACCGCCGGUAUUUGGAUCCGGGAUCAGUUUCCAGUCGGUCCUUACGGAUGUUAGCAUGGUCGCGUUCGCGGUCAAGUGAAUCCGAGGAGGAACACUGUGUUGGGUCUGACGAGGAUAUUCGGACGGCCAGUGAAUCAAUUUCUGAAGAGGAAAGACUCUCUGAGCUUGCCAUGUCAGAUCUUAAGUCCAUUGCUGACUGUAUGAUAAGCUCUGGCUAUGGCAAAGAGUGUGCGAAGAUAUAUAAAAUCAUCCGAAAGUCAAUUGUUGAUGAACAACUAUACCAUCUUGGGAUUGAAAGGUACAGCUCUUCAGUGAUCAACAAGAUGAAUUCACAAGUUUUCGAGCAUCAAAUCAAGAACUGGCUUGACGGGAUAAAGAUUGCUGUCAAGACACUCUUUCACGGUGAGAGGGUCCUCUGCGAUCAUGUCUUCUCUGUGUCGAUCACGAUUACAGAAUCAUGCUUCACCGGUGUCACCAAAGAAGGAAGCAUCAUGUUAUUCGCGUUUCCGGAACUCGUGGCAAAGAGUAAGCGGUCGCCAGAGAAGAUUUUCCGGUUAAUGGACUUGUACGAGUCUAUAACCGAUUUCUGGCCAGAGAUCGAAUCAAUCUUCUCGUUUGAGUCGGUCUCAGCCGUUAAAUUACAAGCUCUAAACUCCCUCCUCAAACUGGGCGAAUCCAUCCGGAUAAUUUUAUCAGAGUUUGAGCUGUCAAUCCAAAAGAACUCGUUAAAGAUACCGAUACCUGGUGGUGGAAUCCACCCACUGACACAUUCAGUGAUGAACUACAUAUCUUUCCUAGCCAAUUAUAGUGGAGUCCUGGUUGAGAUCAUCACGGACUCAUCAUCUACGACGGAAUCCCUGCUGCCAUCCCUGUUUCCGGAAUCUUACUUCGAAAGUCCAAACCACGACGGGUGUCCCUCUCUGGCCAUCUCGGCUCGACUGGCGUGGAUCAUUUUAGUACUCAUUUGCAAACUCGACACCAAGGCGGAGCUAUACAAUGACAUUGCUUUAUCUUAUCUGUUUCUGGCUAACAAUCUUCAGUUUAUUGUCGAGAAGGUCCGUAUAAGUAACCUUAAGUACCUCCUUGGUGAUGACUGGAUAACAAAGCAUGAGAAGAAGGUGAGACAAUACGCGGCAAACUACGAAGUAACGGCUUGGAGUAAGGUGGUUUCUACUCUGCCGGAGAAUUCAAGCGAUGGGAUGUCACCGGAGAUGGUGAAGACCCAUUUUAGACAAUUUAACCUGGGUUUUGAACAGGUGUAUCGGAAACAGACAUCGUGGGUGGUACUCGAUGGGAAGUUGAGGGAUGAGAUGAAAGUGUCGAUUGCGAAGAAACUUGUGCCUGCUUAUAGGGAGUUCUAUGACACACAUUUUGUAGCUUUGAGUGGCGAGAAGAACCUAGAAGUUUUGGUGAGGUUUGCACCGGAGAAUUUGGGGAAUUAUUUGUCAGAUUUGUUCCAUGGAACAGCCGUUUCAGGAAGUUCAUCAAGUUCAAUGUCGUCGUCGUCAUUAUCGCGCGUAUCCCGAUGUCUUUCCUAGAUGUAUUUACGUUGUGUUUGCGAGCAUAAUGCAAUAUGCCAGGGAAAAUUGUUUACAUUUUUAUGGCCACCAAUUAUCAACUUUAUGUGUCCAGAAAUACUAUUUUGACUGUGGAUUUUUGUAUCUGUGAAGAAACUCUCAGUCAUGCAGUUAUCACAGUUCUUAAAUUUAG
Molecule: messenger RNA, 2407 nt
Organism: Rhododendron vialii
Lineage: Eukaryota; Viridiplantae; Streptophyta; Magnoliopsida; Ericales; Ericaceae
Product: exocyst complex component EXO70H1
Exons: 2
Coding region: 265-2235 (656 amino acids)
Biological process (GO): exocytosis
Cellular component (GO): exocyst
Molecular function (GO): phosphatidylinositol-4,5-bisphosphate binding
Source: RefSeq, a predicted model, not a curated record